AUGUAUCAGAAAGGAAAAGGGAGGGAGGUUCAGGGGUAUGGGAUUUCCACGUCCCGCACCAGACGUGGUCGGCGGGGCAUCAGGUCCCUUGGACCCCCGAUCGCUGGUGCCCUCCGUAAACUUUGGCGCAAGGAGCGGAAGAAGACGAGACGCUUGAACUCUAGCACGAGCUGCGGCACCACUAAUGACAAGCACGUCGACACUGCCAACAACAUGAGCCCUUACGCCGCUAUGCCACGUGAAAUCUCUGGAUUCAUGGGUGAUGCAUCCAUGUCCGACCCAACACCUGUUGAAGUGGCGUCUAAUGUCAAUCUAUCCCUGACACAGCCUGGGUUUGACAAUGCCCUGAACGGUGGGAUCUCUGCCAACAAUGUACCCCUGAGUGAGCCCACACAAGCUCAAUCUGACAGACUCAUGAACCACGAAAGAUCUGAUAGAGAUUCCUCAAUUGUGGCUCCAGUCCAGCUGAAUGCCUCUGGUGCUCAACCCGUCAAUGAGCCCGAACAAGUUCAAGCUGAAGCUGAUAGCCGCGAGGCUUAUAGAAGGGACUAUGCCAAGCAACUGGAUGAGCUUUGGGAGAACGGGGUGAGAGCUGCUUUUGAAGAGACUGCCGAGACUGCGUAUCUCGGGCUCGACACUCUCGUGGAUGAAGAAGAAGAAGAAGAAGCAGAGAACGAUCCCUACCUUCACCUCAUGGCUACUACCUCGUGUGGUCUCCUGGGCACGGACCUUAGUGUAGCUUUCCUCCCCAUGAACCAGCCUACACAAGCUCAGUCUGAAAUUCUGGCAAAUGGUGCAGAUCAUGGCACUGGGCACCAAUCCACAUCCCAUAUUCAACCUCAGAGUCGGCCAGUAACCCCCAUGAGUGAUGGAGGCUCCAGUGUGACUCUGUGCCUCGACGAACAUGCACAUCUUCGGUCUGGCACGCCCAUGAGCGAUGGAGACUCCAGUGUCACUCUACACACAGGCGAGCCGCUUUUUCGGACCGGCACGCCCGUGAGUGACGAUAUGGACGAUGACAUGAGCGAUGACUUCGACGAUGACAUCGAUGAUGAUGACUUUGAGGAUGAAGAAGACGACGAGAUGGGCAAUGACAGGUGGAACGAAUUCUCCCAGGUCAUCAUAGAGGAUUUGUGGGAGGAACUGCGUGAUGGCAAGGUGAUUCGACUGGCGGUUGACGAGAGUGCUGGCACGAGUGAUGCCAUGGAAGAUGCCGAUGACGCCCAGGCUGAGAAGAUGAGCGAUGUCAUCAAUGAAGUGGGCGAUGACGUGAACGAUGCAUCUGAUAGGGAUGGCUUGAGUGAUCGAAACUCUUUGACCCUUCCACCCAUCGCCUUCAUCACUCCAGCGCAAUAUCGAGCGCACAUGUUGAGCUUUGAAUCCUCUGAUGUCAAUCAUAUGCGCGUGCCCGACUCGGCUCAGGGUCAGCUCAGCGGGACCAUGGACGGUGAGGAUGCCGACAUCAACAGUCCACCACUGGUUCAUCCUAUACCACUCCGAGUACAGCCGGACUUUGACUCAGUCAUCAAUCAUGUUGAGACAUCUGCAGACGAAGGAGAUGUUCCGCGUCUGUUCAUCAACCCCUCUCUCACUCCGGCCGAUUAUCUGAGGGGUCAUCUGGCGGAAACCAUGAUGGGGUAUGCUUAUGGUAUGGGUAUUAGCAGUGUCCACAUGUGCUACCUCCCAGAGAUCCCAAGGCGCCUGGAACAGAGCGUCGCUCUGCGCAACACGGCGUAUUUCUUUUGUUUCACGUGGCACCAGUUCCAUCUUGGCAGACUGCAAGAUGUCGAUGAGAGUUACGGGUACGCUCGAGCUUCUCAUGGCAUUCAAGAGGAGUUGGAGAUGGUACUUCGCUUUGCUAAAUAUGGACUGGCUGAUAGGCUCGUGACCCCCGAGCUCCUGGCUGCCUUGACUUUGACUGAGCGAACCUUGAAGCUUUUCCUCCAGGGGAAGAAAGCUCCCGAGUACGCUCGUUUGUGCAAGAACUUGGUUGCUGAACUUUGGCUGGUUAGGGGACCACCCGACCUCAAUGACCCCUUGGAUACGGCCGUCUCCAAUGAGAUUCAUGGGCUUCUGCUCCGUGAAGGCUGCGAGGUGGACGUCACCGCUAUCAUCGAUAGCCCAUGGGACGAGGCUCUUGCACUAUGUGCUGUAGGAAGGCCUACAACCGUGGACUGUCCUGACACGGAUAACCGUCCAUUCAUGAUCAACGACCACAUCAAACUUCUCGAGUAUACCUCAAAGCUCGAGCCACUGUUCAUGGACCUGUCGCGAAUUGGCAGGAAUCCUUAUGGCACAAAGGUCCUUGCUCGUGAGGUCCAGUCGCGGCUGCAGGUGAUCAAGGACGCGGCACUCUUCACCAGCGUGUGCUCAAGUUCCGAGAGCCCAAAGCCGUCUGAGAAUGACUUGCGGCCGGUGGCGCAAUAUUUCGGCAAGCGCUACUAUCUCAAGUUCGUCAUGCUGGCGCACAUGUUCCAGAAAAUGAUGAUGCACGAGUCUGUGCCCUUGCAGGUGGUGUACGAGAUGAGCUAUAUAUUUAGCUUAUCGCCCGAGAGAUACCUCAAGUUCUUUGACGAUGCCGAGUACGACACACCCGAGUAUGAGGUUUGGACUCGGAUCCCGCAAGAGAUACUUGACCGUGCGGAGAAGGGUGCCAAGGCUAUUGAGCCAUGGUGCCUCAAGCCCGCGCCGUUGCUGGCUGUUGGUGUCGUAUCAGAUGAUGUACCUGGAGCGGGAUGGUGCUCUAUGAUAUGGCGUCCUCUCGAUGAUAGAAGGCUGUUGAACAUGCCGUUUCGUGAUUUAUACAAGCUCCGGCUUCACUCGUCCCUGAACGACAUUAACAUGCUAUAA
Clonostachys byssicola is the source of this 2850-nucleotide messenger RNA. The record is from the annotation of a GenBank genome assembly. Lineage: Eukaryota; Fungi; Ascomycota; Sordariomycetes; Hypocreales; Bionectriaceae.